UUUUGACGGACGCUUUUAACACACGGACCGGAAGUGGUCCUCCCGUGUUGUUGUCCCCCUUUUUAACAGGAGUUCAGGUUCAGUGUUUGAUUUUUUUCCAUGUUCGUUUCUCAUUAUGAUUACAAUUCAUAUAAUUGUUGUUACUAUAUAAAUUCAAAUGUUUAAGAGGAGAAUACAUGCAUGUAAAAACGAAGAAAUCCUAAACAAGGUAUUGGAUUUUUCGUCAUAAAUCUUUGUUCAUUCGGGUUUUUUUACGCAACUGUGUGUUUUCAAAUGUCCAUGCUGCUUUCGAACAUUUAAAAUGUAUUUAGUUGAAAUGUUGUAGAGGGGGGUUCGUCCAGCAGGUAUGGACUCGGAGAGGGGCAGACACAGCCGGGGCUGGGAUUGGGACAGCCGGCAGUGUCGAGCCCAGCUGGACGAAAUCUUUUUCCGCGAGCAUGACUACAUCCAGGCCGGCAGUCCGGAGCACCGGGAGUUCUGGGCUUUCUUUGACCGCUUCCAGAGGUUCAAAAUAAAGAAGGAAAUGUCUAGUUUUGCGGAAGAACGAAGAGAAGACAGAAAGAAAAAGACGGUCACUAAAACGGUGGAUCUGGGUCUUCCAGAAGAAUAUGACGCCCGGUACCGGAUCAAUGUGUCCGUGUGCACCAGAGACAUCGAGGAGCGUUUGGGGAACCCCAAAAGCAGGCAGAGAUCCUCAGGACCUGGAUCUCAGGAGAUCUCGGAGUUUCGCCUGACUCUGCUGCACUUCCUGGAUUUCAGUCAAAAGCAGAGCUUUGGAAAACUGGCCAAACUGCGCCAGGAGCAGAAGAACCUGCCCAUCUUUCAGUACCGGGAUCGGAUUGUGGAGCUGGUGAAGCAGCACCCUGUGGUCGUGGUGGCUGGAGACACCGGCUGUGGUAAAUCCACCCAGGUGCCCCAGUACCUUCUCUCAGCUGGAUUCAAACACAUCGCCUGCACCCAACCGCGGCGCAUCGCCUGCAUCUCCCUGGCAAAGAGAGUCAGCUUUGAGAGCCUCAACCAGUACGGCUCAAAGGUCGGGUACCAAAUCCGCUUUGAGACCACCCGGACCACAGCCACCAAGCUGCUCUUCCUGACCGAAGGGCUGCUGCUCCGGCAGAUCCAGCAGGACAACUCGCUGUCCCAGUACCAGGUGAUGAUCGUGGACGAGGUCCAUGAGAGGCACCUUCACUGUGACUUCCUGCUGGGGGUGCUCCGUUCUCUGCUGGCAGAUCGCUCAGACCUGCGCCUCAUCCUCAUGUCAGCCACCAUCAACAUCAAGCUUUUCUCCAGCUACUUUAACAACCCGCCAGUGCUGCAGGUUCCGGGCAGGUUGUUUCCCAUCCAGGUGAUCUACCAGCCGAUCCCUCCCGAGGAGCAGCCCUCCCGCUCAGAGAAGCUGGAUCCCAGACCCUACCUGCGCAUCCUGCAGGCCAUCGAUCAGCGUUACCCUCCAGAGGAGCGUGGAGAUCUGCUCCUCUUCCUCAGUGGAGUUGCGGAGAUCUCCUCCAUCCAGGAGGCCUGUCAGAUUUAUGCCACUCACACGCGCCGCUGGAUCGUCCUGCCGCUGCACAGCACCCUCUCGCUCGCCCAGCAGGAUAAGGUGUUUGACAUCGCUCCUCCUGGUGUGAGGAAGUGCAUCAUCUCUACGAAUAUUGCUGAGACUUCGGUCACCAUAGAUGGAGUACGCUUUGUUGUGGAUUCAGGAAAAGUGAAGGAGAUGAGCUUCGAUCCAAAAGCAAAAAUGCAGCGACUUCAGGAGUUCUGGAUCAGCCGGGCCAGCUCGGAGCAGAGGAAAGGUCGAGCCGGCCGCACGGGUCCGGGGGUGUGUUACCGCCUCUACGCCGAGUCGGACUAUGACGCCUUUGCUCCGUACCCUGUCCCCGAAAUCCACAGAGUGGCUCUGGACUCUCUCAUUCUCCAGAUGAAGAGCAUGGGUCUUGGAGAUCCUCUUACCUUUACUUUUAUUGAUCCACCCCCGACUGCCAGCAUCCAGACAGCAGUGACCUACCUGAAACAGCAGGGGGCGCUGGACAGCUGUGGCGAACUGACCUCUAUUGGCAGUUUGUUGGCACAGCUGCCGGUGGAUGUGGUCAUAGGGAAGAUGCUGGUUCUGGGUUCUGUUUUUAACCUGGUGGAGCCGGUUUUGACCGUGGCGGCUGCCCUCAGCGUCCAGUCGCCGUUCCUGCGCAGCUCACAGCACAACCCUGACUGUUCCACCGCCCGCCAGCCCCUGCAAAGCAACCAGGGAGACCCCUUCACCCUGCUCAACACCUUCAAUGCGUGGGUGGAGGUGAAAGGAGAAAGAGGCGGCGCCUCCAGGAAAUGGUGCAGACGGAGGGGUCUGGAGGAGCAGAGGCUGUACGAGAUGGUCAACCUGCGCAGACAAUUCAAGGAUUUGCUGAAAAGCCACAGCCUCCUGGAAUCAGAGGAGAGUGCUCCCUCUGGUGGUGACCGUGAGCAGCGCAGGCAGAGAUUCACAGAGAAGAAGAAGCUGCAUCAGAUGAAGAGGGAGCACGAGCUGCAGGAGGGGAGCAAACGCAAAGUCCUGAAGCUGACCGAGGGCCAGGAGGGAGAGUUCUCCUCCGGUUCGGACACGGAGGAGAAAGGCAAACGCAAGAAGGAGAAGGACGGAGGAGGACACAACUUAGACAUACAGGAAGUGAAGUUCAAAUUGCGUCACAACGUGUCCGAGCUGCAGGAGGCGGUCAACGCCAGUCAGGACUUGUCGUCCCGCCAGCAGGCUUUGCUGAAGCUGCUGCUCUGCCGCGGCCUCUACCCCCAGCUGGCCGUGGCGGACGAGCACAACACCACCCGCAAAGACUCCGACCAGGUGUUUCACACCAGAAAUAAGCAGGGAGUGGUGAUGCACCCCACCAGCGUGUUCGCCAGUGACCCGGAGGUGCUGCACGUGCCAGAGGACGACAUCAGAGACAUGGGGGCUGAUGGGAAAGAAAGCAGCAAGCACCAGCUGCUGGCCUUCGUCACUCUGCUGGAGACCAACAAGCCGUAUUUGUCCAACUGUGUGCGCGCUCCGGCGCUGCAGGCCCUGCUGCUGGUGGCGAACACGGUGGACACCAACGCCGACUGCACGCGGCUGGUGGUGGACGGCUGGCUGGAGCUGGAGCUCAGGGAGCCCGAGGAGGCCCUCAGGGUUCUGUCCACGGCUCUGAGCCUCAGGGGGGAAUGGGAGAGGCUGCUGCAGGUCCAGCUGGGGCAGAGCUCUGCAGGGGGGGAGGCGGUCCAGGGGGUGUCCCGCAGAGACGUGGGGAAGCUGGGCGAACGCCUGGUGCGCUUCCUGCUCUACACCGAGGUCCGUUACACUUUACGGAGACUCACUGCGUUUCAGACACAGAACCUCUACGUCGGUCCUCAGCCCGAGGCAGACACCAAGGCUCCGGUUCCAAACCCGCUUUUCCCAGGAACUGAAGCCAAACCCGACCCCAUCAAAGGAGGCCUCCGCCUGACCAGCUCCGUCACCUACAACUGUCUGGCAAACUCCAAAGAUCUGUACAGCGAAUGUUUGCGUACCUUCUGGACGUGUCCAAACUGCAGCCUGUACAUGCCUCUGACCCCGCUGGAGCGCAUGCAUCACGAAGCGUCCUGCAGGCCGGCGGGCGAGCAGCAGCCGGACGACGGAGAGUCCGGCGAGGGAAAGCCGGCCCCCGCGUCGGCGUCCCGUCUCAGCAGAGUUUACCACUGCGACGUCUGCGACGAAGACCUGACCCUCACUUCCACGGAGAUCCUCAAACAUAAAAGGCAGCAUAUGCAUUCUGCUAAGUAAAGGUCACAAAUCAAAGGCAAUAAAUCAUUUUUUAAUGCA
Molecule: messenger RNA, 3820 nt
Organism: Oryzias melastigma (Indian medaka)
Lineage: Eukaryota; Metazoa; Chordata; Actinopteri; Beloniformes; Adrianichthyidae
Gene: dhx34
Product: DEAH (Asp-Glu-Ala-His) box polypeptide 34
Exons: 16
Coding region: 347-3781 (1144 amino acids)
Biological process (GO): nuclear-transcribed mRNA catabolic process, nonsense-mediated decay
Cellular component (GO): intracellular anatomical structure
Molecular function (GO): RNA binding; ATP binding
Source: RefSeq, a predicted model, not a curated record